Molecule: messenger RNA, 5229 nt
Organism: Fukomys damarensis (Damara mole-rat)
Lineage: Eukaryota; Metazoa; Chordata; Mammalia; Rodentia; Bathyergidae
Gene: Itga10
Product: integrin subunit alpha 10
Exons: 30
Coding region: 242-3757 (1171 amino acids)
Biological process (GO): cell adhesion mediated by integrin; cell-cell adhesion; cell-matrix adhesion
Cellular component (GO): external side of plasma membrane; integrin complex
Molecular function (GO): integrin binding
Source: RefSeq, a predicted model, not a curated record
UUGUGAUGUUGACAUGAGGCCUCCAGGGGGCAGCACCGAGGCAGACAAAUAGACAAAAUCACCCAGUCUUCUCCUUGGUCUGGGGCUCCCCACAGUUUCCCACCAGCACUCCUCCCAUUCCUUCCAACUUUAUUUUUAGCUGCCAGUGGGAGGGGGCAGGAUAGGAGGGAAAGUAAAGAAAACAGAAAAGGAAAGGGAUAGAGGCACAGAGGACUUCUCACACACAACAGAAGGACCGGGCAUGGAGCCUCCCCUCUUCCCUCACCUGUUCUUGCCCCUGGUGUGUCUGACAGGUCUCGGCUCCCCCUUUAACCUGGACGUGUAUCACCCACGCCUAUUCACAGGGCCACCAGAGGCUGAAUUUGGAUACAGUGUCCUACAGCAUGUUGGGGGUGGACAGCGAUGGAUGCUGGUGGGCGCCCCCUGGGAUGGGCCUUCAGGUGACCGGAGAGGGGAUGUUUAUCGCUGCCCUAUAGACAGCCCCCACAGUGCCCCAUGCGCCAAGAGCCACUUGGGUGAUUAUCAACUGGGAAAUUCAUCUCAUCCUGCUGUGAAUAUGCACCUGGGGAUGUCUCUCCUACAGACAGAUGCUGAUGGGGGAUUUCUGGCCUGUGCCCCUCUCUGGUCUCGUGCUUGUGGCAGCUCUGUCUUCAGUUCUGGAAUUUGUGCCCGUGUGGACGCUUCAUUCCGGCCCCGAGGAAGCCUGGCACCCACUGCCCAACGCUGCCCCACGUACAUGGAUGUUGUCAUCGUCCUGGAUGGCUCCAACAGUAUCUACCCCUGGUCUGAAGUGCAGACUUUCCUACGGAGGCUGGUAGGGAGGUUGUUUAUUGACCCUGAACAGAUACAGGUGGGACUGGUGCAGUACGGGGAGAGCCCUGUACACGAGUGGUCCCUGGGGGAUUUCCGAACCAAGGGAGAAGUGGUGAGAGCAGCAAGGAACCUCAGUCGGCAGGAGGGACGAGAAACAAAGACUGCCCAAGCCAUACUGGUGGCCUGUACAGAAGGGUUCAGUCAGUCCCGGGGUGGACGGCCAGAGGCUGCCAGGUUGCUGGUGGUGGUCACUGAUGGAGAAUCACAUGACGGAGAGGAGCUCCCGGCAGCACUAAAGGCCUGUGAGGCUGGAAAAGUGACACGUUACGGGAUUGCGGUCCUUGGUCACUACCUUCGUCGGCAGCGAGACCCUACCUCUUUCCUUCGGGAAAUUCGUGCAAUCGCCAGUGAUCCAGAUGAGCGAUUCUUUUUCAAUGUCACAGAUGAGGCUGCACUGACUGAUAUUGUGGAUGCACUAGGAGACCGGAUAUUUGGCCUUGAAGGGUCCCACGGAGAAAAUGAAAGCUCCUUUGGGCUGGAAAUGUCUCAGAUUGGUUUCUCUACCCAUCAGCUAAAGGAUGGAAUUCUUUUUGGGAUGGUGGGGGCCUAUGACUGGGGGGGCUCGGUGCUAUGGCUUGAAGAAGGUCAACGCCUUUUCCCCCCACGAACGGCCCUGGAAGAUGAGUUUCCCCCUGCACUGCAGAACCACGCAGCCUACCUGGGUUACUCUGUUUCCUCCAUGCUUCUGCCGGGUGGACGUCGCCUUUUUCUCUCAGGGGCCCCUAGGUUUAGACAUCGAGGAAAAGUCAUUGCCUUCCAGCUUAAGAAAGAUGGGACUGUGAGGGUCGCCCACAGCCUUCAGGGGGAGCAGAUUGGUUCAUACUUUGGCAGUGAGCUCUGCCCACUGGAUACGGAUGGGGACGGAACAACUGAUGUCUUACUUGUGGCUGCCCCCAUGUUCCUGGGACCCCAGAACAAGGAGACAGGACGUGUUUAUGUGUAUCAGGUGGGCCAGCAGUCUUUGCUGAUGCUCCAAGGGAUACUUCAGCCAGAACCUCCGCAGGACGCUCGCUUUGGCUUUGCCAUGGGUGCACUUCCUGAUCUAAACCAAGAUGGCUUCACUGAUGUGGCUGUGGGGGCUCCGCUGGAGGAUGGGCACCGGGGCGCCCUGUACCUGUUUCACGGAGCCCAGGGUGGAGUCAGACCCCAUCCUGCACAGCGGAUUGCAGCUGUCUCCAUGCCACAGGCCCUCAGCUAUUUCGGUCGGAGCGUAGACGGCCGGCUAGAUCUGGACGGAGAUGAUCUGGUGGAUGUGGCUGUGGGUGCCCAGGGGGCAGCCGUCCUGCUAAGCUCCCAGCCCAUUGUCCGUGUGGCCCCAUCACUGGAUGUGACCCCCGCAGCCAUCAGCGUGGUUCGGAGGGACUGCAGACGGCGUGGCCAGGAGGCAGUCUGCCUGACUGCGACCCUCUGCUUCCAUGUGACCUCCCGCUCUCCUGGCCGCUGGGACCGCCAGUUCUAUAUGUGGAUGACAGCAUCGCUGGAUGAGUGGACGGCUGGGGCACGAGCAGCAUUUGAUGGCUCUGGCCAGAGGCUCUCUCCUGUGCGUCUCCAGCUCCGCUUGGGAAAUGUCACAUGUGAACAGCUGCACUUCCAUGUGCAGGACACAUCAGAUUACCUCCGGCCGGUGGUCCUGACUGCGACCUUUGCCCUGGACAACACGACAAAAUCAGGGCCUGUGCUGGAUGAAGGUUCACCCACCUCUGUACAAAAGCUGGUCCCCUUCUCAAAAGAUUGUGGCCCUGACAAUGAAUGUGUCACAGACUUGGUGCUUCGAGCCAAUAUGGACAUCAGAGGCUCCAGGAAGGCCCCAUUCGUGGUUCAAGGUGGCCGGAGAAAAGUGCUGGCAUCAGCAACUCUGGAGAACAGGAAGGAAAACGCCUACAACACUAGCCUGAGUCUCACCUUCUCUAAAAAUCUCCACCUGGCCAGUCUCAUUCCUCAGAGGGACAUCCCAGUAAAGGUGGAAUGUGCAGCCCCCACCCCUCAUGCCCGGCUCUGCAGUGUGGGGUACCCUGCCUUCCAGACGGGUGCCAAGGUGACCUUUCUGCUAGAGUUUGAGUUUAGCUGCGCCUCCCUCCUGAGCCAAGUCUUCAUGAGGCUGACUGCCAGUAGCAGUAGCCUGGAGAGGAAUAGGACCCUGCAGGAUAAUACAGCCCAGACUUCCGCCUAUGUCCAGUAUGAGCCUCACCUCGUGUUCUCUAGUGAGUCCACCCUGCACCGCUACGAAGUUCACCCUUAUAGGAUCCUCUCACUGGGUCCUGGCCCUGAAUUCAAAACCACUCUUAGGGUUCAGAACCUCGGCUGCUACGGGGUCAGCGGCCUCAUCGUCUCAGCCCUCCUUCCAGCUGUAGCUCACGGAGGCAAUUACUUUCUGUCACUGUCUGAAGUCAUCACCGACAGCGACAGCGCAAGCUGUACAAUGCAGAACCUGACUGAGCCCCCAGGGCCCCCAGUGCAUCCAGAGGAGCUGCAGCACACAAACAGACUGAAUGGGACCAAUACUCGCUGUCAGGUCCUGAGGUGCCGCCUUGGGCAGCUGGCAAAGGGCGCCGAGGUCUCCAUUGGGCUACUGAGGCUGGUUCACAAUGAGUUUUUCCGAAGGGCAAAGUUCAAGUCUCUCACAGUGGUCAGCACCUUUGAGCUGGGAACCGAGGAGCGCAGUGUCCUGCGGCUGACUGAAGCCUCCCGCUGGAGUGAGAGUCUCCUGGAGGUGAUUCAGACCCGCCCUGUCUUCAUCUCCCUGUGGAUCCUCAUCGGGAGUGUCCUGGGCGGGCUGCUCCUGCUUGCUCUUCUUGUCUUCUGCUUGUGGAAGCUUGGCUUCUUUACCCGUAAGAAAAUCCCCGAGGAAGAGAAAAGAGAAGUUGGAGCAAUGAAUGCAGAAUAAGGCUCUAGAAAGUCCACUCUGGCAGCUUCUUCAAGAGACUUGUGUCAGAGCAGAGGGUUGAGGGCCUGGUGGGAUCAAGAAGAAGCCUCUGGACUCUCCUCAGACUCACAGCCUGACUUGACUUUUGAGUCAUGGGGCUGCGGCUGGCAAGAGAUGAGGCUUUACCUCAGACAAGAAGAGCUGGCACGCUCUCACCCUGUGCUUCCCUCCUCCUCCGCAUGAUCCUGAUUCCACAGCCAACACUGGGGUCUUUGUUCGGGGACCCCCUUUCCCCCAUCCCCAGGAAUCAAAAGAAAUUUUUGUGCCCAGGUCCCUGACUCCUUUCAGAUUCCCCCUGUGUCUUUCCUCACAAUUUGCAAAGGGUGAAGCUUACCCUUCUCCAUUCAGUACCAACUGUACCACAGGAGGGAGCUGACGUUGGCUUGAAAGAAGUAAAGUCAACAUCUGCUGCUUUCCUGUGGAGUUUAGUGAUUCAUAGAGCUGGAUGCGGAGAGUCAACAGGAAAAAAGGAGGGGGGAGGAAAAGCCACAGGAGACAUUCUGUACAAUUCCAAGGAACAGAGAAGCCUUUGGACAGGCAACUGCCAUCCCCUCUGAAACCUGAAACUUGGUAUUGCACUCGCCUUCCCUCAGGUGCUAGAGAAACGGAGCUGCCCCAGGCUUGCUGGGCAAGAGCUCCCCAAGCCUCGGCCUUCCCUGGAAGCAAAACGAGGUCCUGACGCCUGGUUCUCUGAAGCCAGGGUCCCCCAGGUGGCUAAAGCUGGAAUAGCAGGGAAGUCUGGUUGACCGCGGCAGUGUUUUCUCUGCUUCUCUCAGCCCUCUCUCUUCAGCCCUGGGUGGGACCUCUUUAUUGAAAGCAGAGAGAAAGGAAAGGAUUGCUGUUUUAGGGUGGAAAACCGUCCACCUCCCCAGCUUUGGGAAGCAGCAGUGCCAUGGGAUCCAAACAAGUGGGACUGCAUUAAAAAGCAUAGGUGUGAGGUCCUUGGAGAGCAAGCCUUUACUUGCCCAGCCUUGGGCACAAGUAGCUCCUAGGAAAAUAUUUCUGGUGCAACUCUGGUCGUAUUUUGUAGGAUGUCAACUCUGUUGGAAUGAGUCGGUAGCCCUUGCUUGAUAUUUACUGGAAAUCACCAAGAUAAUUUCUAUCUUUAACUUUUCCCAUCCUCGUCCCGUGCUAUGGUCGUGGCUAGUAAAGACCGGUGGAUUCUCACAUCUCAAAACACAUUUCUUUGGAAUCAAGACUUUGGAUACCAGAGUCAGUUACUGGUCUCCAGAGGGCAGCUUUGAUAGCGGUUCGAAGGAUCAACACCCCCUUCAGUUCACCUCCCAGGCUGUUCUCGAGGCUAACCACAAUGUUUAUAUUGGCACAUCUCAGGCCUUCUGAAAGGGGCCACCGUCCUGGGCAUUGUCUCUGUUUCCCAGCACCGUGGACAAUAUAUCAGAUGGUCAGAACAAAUAAAGGUCAGUGUCAAAUGA